GUUGACAGCUCGGUCCCAUCCGACGCCAACAGAUGCCUAAAUAGCCCAUUAAUGCGUUCAACGUGAUUCGCUACCUUCUCAUCAUCGGAUAUUCGCCGGCGAUGGCGUCCGCAGGAUCUUCUGUGUUUCGAGAUCGGACGUCCGAGUUCCGAUCCUUGUUGCAAACAUUGAAGAACAUAGGAGGAAUCUCUAUUUCCUCCAACGAUUUACACAAGCCUCAGCCGUCGGCGACGUCUUACCUGCCAGAAUUCAAUAAGAAAGCUUCUAGAAUCAGACUUGCUAUUCAUGAAGCGUCCAAGAAGAUCGCCAGGCUUGCUAAACUGGCAAAAAAGUCAUCAAUAUUUGAUGAUCCGGCUAGGGAAAUUGAGGAACUAAUUGCCUUGAUAAAAAAUGAUAUCACAGCACUUAACAUAGCUAUAUCUGACUUGCACACAUUCCAAAACAUGGAGAUAGCAGAUGGAAAUUAUUCAGAUGAUGGAGUUAGUCAUUCUAAAACUGUCUGCGAUGAUUUGAAGGAUAAAUUGAUGGGGGCUACAAAACAGUUUAAAGAGGUGUUGACUGCCAGAACAGAGAAUAUUAAGGCUCAUGAGAACAGAAAGCAGAUGUUCUCAACUAGUCUGGCAAGAGAGAACCCUUUGAAACAUCAAAUUCAGACAGCAGCUGAACCACCUCCAUGGUCAAAUCAACAUAGAACAUCAGACAGUUUGCAGCCAUCAGGAUCUGCAUCAAAUGGAGUUCAGAGUGGGAACCAGUUGAGGCGAAGAAUGGCUUCAGAGAACACACCAUCAAAUGAGAUGGAAAUGGCAAUGUUACAGCAGACAGUUCCACGACAGGAAACAUACACGCAGAGUCGGUCAGUGGCACUUCAAAAUGUGGAAUCGACAAUCUCAGAAUUAAGUGGAAUCUUUACACAUUUAGCUACUAUGGUGGCACAACAAGGAGAGCUUGCAAUCAGGAUUGAUGAUAAUAUGGAAGAAUCAUUGACUAAUGUUGAUAAUGCCAGAAGUGCUCUGGGAAAGCAUUUAACUCAAAUAAGAUCAAAUAGAGGGCUCAUGAUUAAGAUAUUUGCUAUAAUAAUUUUCUUCUUAUUGCUGUUCAUCUUUUUCCUGGCUUAAGUUACUGUUAUAGUAGAAGAACAUUUCACAUUCCCUGGGUAAUUCUUUAUUUAGUUACUACUGUUUGUUCA
Molecule: messenger RNA, 1186 nt
Organism: Impatiens glandulifera
Lineage: Eukaryota; Viridiplantae; Streptophyta; Magnoliopsida; Ericales; Balsaminaceae
Product: syntaxin-31
Exons: 6
Coding region: 102-1115 (337 amino acids)
Biological process (GO): vesicle fusion; intracellular protein transport; endoplasmic reticulum to Golgi vesicle-mediated transport
Cellular component (GO): endomembrane system; Golgi membrane; SNARE complex
Molecular function (GO): SNAP receptor activity; SNARE binding
Source: RefSeq, a predicted model, not a curated record